This is a messenger RNA of Letharia columbiana, 1488 nucleotides long. RefSeq lists its product as uncharacterized. NCBI's taxonomy places the organism in Eukaryota, Fungi, Ascomycota, Lecanoromycetes, Lecanorales, Parmeliaceae. Gene Ontology annotation, molecular function: histone binding; histone H3K79 methyltransferase activity. Gene Ontology annotation, cellular component: nucleosome; nucleus. Bases 1 to 1488 code for a protein of 495 amino acids. The record is from RefSeq and is a predicted model, not a curated record. The transcript has 2 exons. Gene Ontology annotation, biological process: DNA damage checkpoint signaling; DNA repair; regulation of transcription regulatory region DNA binding.
AUGGGCUUCUUUGACAGCAUUCAGAAGCCCGGCUUCACGGCGGCCAAGGGCAAAAAUGUUCACAUCAAGCAGGAAAUCGUGAAGACGGCUUUGAACCCCAAAAAGACAUUCGUUCCAUUUCCACAGCAUCUCAAAAAACGCUCUUUACCAGAUAAAAAGGCUACGGUGUUGGAUAGCCAGACUGCCAAACUAUCUCCCAAGUCUCGAGCCCAAAACCCCCGGAAACGCCCAGCUUCGACCCCGCAACGUCUUGAAUCUGAUAGUGACGAUGACGUAUCUGAUCAUGAUCUUGGGGAUGCAAGAAAACGAGCACGGAGAACUAGUGACGUGGAGCCCGAUCUAAAACGGCGGAUCCGUAGCAGAAAGGCCUUCUCGGAGGAGGAUGGUGGGGUGUUUCCCCUGGUCCAUGCAGUAGAUGUUGCUUCUCUGAGCAAGCCCACGAAAUACAAAGCCGCCUUCCCGAAUGACCCGCAGGCUAUCGAGAUUCAUUUGCAGUACCCGUCUGCUUCUCAGAGCGAGAAAUACGAGUUGGUUGUGCCAAUCCUUAAUGAUGAUUUCAAGGCUUUGGAAGACAUUAGAGAAGUCAUGGAGACCAUCAUCAGCAACUACCUUCCAAGCGAUGAAGCAGCGAAAAUGCAAAAUGACAGCACGGGACUGAUUAGGCGACUCAAGCGAGCCACGGAGAGGCGUGCCGGGAACGAAUACACGGUCUUUGUGCAGGAAUGGAAUGACACCUUGGUUGAUCUCAGGAAAACCGGGACUAUUUCUAAGACCAUCGACGAAUGGAAAGUUGUCGACCUAAAAUUGCUCGAGCGAAUCCUGACACAAACCUACUCACGAACAGUUUCACCUAGGGUACACACGUUACGCCACUACCAGAACGGGACGGAUAAUGUGUACGGCGAGCUACUUCCCAAAUUCAUCUCCCUAAUUCUCAAACAGGACGUCAAGAUGAUGUCCGAUCAGAUCUUUGUUGAUCUCGGGUCCGGAGUCGGGAAUUGCGUACUUCAAGCCGCUCUGGAGGUUGGAUGCGAGAGCUGGGGCUGUGAGAUGAUGGACAAUGCUUGUGAUCUUGCCGAGCUUCAGGAGAAGGAAUUCAACGCUCGGUGCCGGCUAUGGGGUCUUUCCGCGGGUGACAUUCAUCUUGAACGAGGCGAUUUUCUCAAGAAUCCUGCGAUCCUGAAGAUUCUCCAGAAAGCAGAUGUAGUCCUUGUCAACAACCAGGCAUUCACUCCGAACCUGAACGAAGACUUGACAAAUCUGUUCCUAGACCUUAAAGAGGGAGCCAAGAUCGUGUCACUCAAAUCCUUCGUUCCCCAUGGGCAUAAGAUCACUUCCAAAAAUUUGUCGGCUGCAUGCAAUAGACUCGAAGUCGUCCAGAAGACUUAUUUCUCGGCCUGCGUGAGCUGGACUGAAACUGCAGGCACUUACUAUGUUUCGACAAAGGACAGCUCUAAGGUCCAGGCCUUUGCUGAAAAGAACAUGUGA